This is a messenger RNA of Panonychus citri (citrus red mite), 3095 nucleotides long. RefSeq names its product GATA zinc finger domain-containing protein 14-like. The record is from RefSeq and is a predicted model, not a curated record. The transcript has 7 exons. Gene Ontology annotation, biological process: positive regulation of nuclear-transcribed mRNA poly(A) tail shortening; miRNA-mediated post-transcriptional gene silencing. Gene Ontology annotation, cellular component: P-body; nucleoplasm. Bases 68 to 3088 code for a protein of 1006 amino acids. Lineage: Eukaryota; Metazoa; Arthropoda; Arachnida; Trombidiformes; Tetranychidae.
AAAUCAGGAAAAAAACUGGGAUCUCCCUCCUCCACCCUCCCAACCAAGUCCAAAUGUAAACAGCGUUAUGUGGUCUUUUGGUGCCUCUGUUACUGGCACAGAAAUCUGGGAAUAUACCGUCCGUAAUAAAACCAAAGCACUUAUCUCAGCGGCUUCAGCUACAUCAUCAGCAUCAUCAGCAAAUGUAGCAAAUGCAGCAGCAACAUCAUCGUCAUCAACAGUUUCAACGAAUCAAAAGGUAUCUCAACCUUGGGGCCAUAACUCUGCAUCUCAUAUUGGAGGCACUUGGGGUGAAGAAGAGGAUUCAAGUAACGUUUGGACAGGAGUUCCCUCCGGUGCUUCUGCGGCAGCUCCUAUGACCAGUGGAAGUGUAGGUGGUAUUCCAGCUCCUGUUCCUACCACUACACCUUCAGCCAACAGCAACAACAACAACAACAACAAUCAUCAUCAUCAUCAACCAGUUCCUUCCGAAUUCGAUUCAUGCUCUGACAAUGCAACCUCAAUUUGGGGAGGCUCAACCAAAGUCAAUAACAAUAACAAUAAUAAUGGUGUGAUGGGCUCGAAUAAUGCUGCGAAUGUUUCAAACGCUGGGAUGGUUGGAAAUUUCGGUGGUCAAAUGGCCGGUAUGAGCUCAAACAUGGGCAACUCAUAUGUUGGAAUGAAACGUGAUAACAAUAUGAAUGUCAUGAACAGCAAUAACAUGAAAAGCUCUUGCUCUUCAUCAGCAUCUUCGGGUUCAGGUUCAGGCUCAAUAAAUAUUGAUACCUGGGGCACUGCCCAAGGUGGUGCACAAGGUGGGUUUAAUAAAUGUGAAUCAAUUCAACCCACAGGCUGGGAAGCUGAUGAAGAAAAUGCUAAGAAAAAUGCUCCUCCUCCCCCUCCUCCAGCUCCUCGCGCUUCCGGUAAUGGUGUUGAUGAUGGAACAGCCGUUUGGGGAAAACCAGAAAUCCAUCAUAAAAUUGCUCGUUGGAAGGAUCCAGCAAAUGCCAAAAUGCCAGGUAACAGUGCCAAUGGAAAUAAUGCUCUUGCCUCACAGAACAGAAAUGGUGCAGGUUCGGGAUUGAUUUCUCCUAGUCCAGGAAUGAUUCGAUUACCCCCUGGUGCUCCAGGAUUCAAGGGUAACAACUCAAAUAAUAUGGGUAACAAAGGUAACAGCGGCAACAAUAAUAAUAACCAAAACAAACAAGCCAAUGGAAUGGCAGGUAAUCUCAUGCACGAUGGUGUUGAUGUCGGUGAUAACUCAGGCAAUGAUCUUUGGAACAAGCAACCAAUGAAUAGAGGUUGGAAUGAUAACCAAAACUCAAAAAAUAACCCAAUGCCUGUUGGAGAUGAACGUGAUGUUAAUGCUUCAAUUUCGUCUCAAGGUUUUGGAGUUUGGGGUCAGAAACAGAACGAAAGUGGAACUCCAAAAACUGCUCCCAGUACACCUAAUACUCCUGGAGGUAAUAUGGGUGCUGGUGGUUGGGGAUCAGAAGCUGCACCAGCUAGUCCUCUCUCAUAUUGGGGAGCUAAAGGACGCGGUGGUGGAGCAAACAAUUGGUUAUCUGGUGAUGAUCCAAUGGAUGAUAACAAUUGGAACAAAGCCAAACAAGGAAUGCCUUCUCAACAACCAUCACAAUUAUCCAAAGAAUCGUUGAAUCCAAGUAAAGUUUACCGUAUAUUGAUGGAAAUUGGGUGCAAGAGGGAAGAAAUUGAAAAUGCCUUACGUUCCAGUGGAGUAUCGAGAGAUGAUCUUCUCAAUUUCGGUCGAAACUUCUCAAUUCGUGAUAAUAUGGGCGAUAUGGAUUCGAGGGGUAAAGGUCAGGCCAGCAGCAAUACUCCUACUAGUCUAAUCAUGAAUUGCCUCGCAAAUUCAAAUCUUUCCAGUAUUAUGAACCGGCAUCCAUCUCAAGGGAUGCAGCAGACCCAACCUCAAGUGACUCUUUCCUCUCAGACUCAAGACCAUAUCAUUAACGUCCAACAGUCUACUUCUCAGCAACAGCAUGAUCAAAGCCAAAUUCAUCAUCAGCUUAAUCAAGCGCCUUCUCAAGCAUUGCCCUCAAUCAAUCAUGUCCAAAAUGUGCUUAGAAAUCAAGCAGCUAAAAACUUGGGAUCUGGCCAACCCAAUUUGCCAUCAGAGAAACAAUUGAUGCAUUUGGUCCAACAGAUACAGUUAGCUGUUCAAUCUGGCCACCUUAAUGCUCAGAUAUUGAACCAACCGUUGGCAGCACCAACAAUCCAUUUAAUCAAUCAGCUUUUACAAAAUAUCAAAACACUCCAAUCAUUACAAAUGCAAAUUGCCUCUCACCCCAAAAACGGGGGUCCUUUCAAUAACUCUUCUCAGUCAAAUCUUCACGUACAAAUAACUCAAACCAAGUUGCGUAUCCAAAAUUUACAAAAUCAGAUCACUAUCCAACAGGGACUGUUCCUUAAACAGCAACAACAGGGACAGUUGACUGGAGGAGGUGGAACUCACUCUCAAGGAUCACUUGUUAAUCCCUCUGCAUUAAUUUACUCUCAGUCCAAUGGUGACAUUGGAGGUGGUAAUGGAGGAAAUGGUGGAGGAGCGAAUCAGUCACAACAAAUGUUGGCUACUGCACAAUCUUCUCAUGCUCAAGGAGGAGGAGGAGCCCUCCAUUCAUCGAUGGUAUCAGGUAUUGGCAAUACUAAUGCUCCAAUAUUCAAUGCAAAUCACGGUAGUGGAAAUGGAGCUGGCAUGGAUUUCCUUAAAGACGGUGAUAGUAUUCAACAGUUGAACAAUGACUUAUGUGAUUUGACGCUCAAAGACUAUUCCCAAAGUGGUGCUGGUGCGCAUCAAGGGCUUGGCAUUUCUGGCAUCAAUGGAGGAAUGAAUUCAAUGAAUGCUUCCUCUCAAGGUCAUCACUCACAACAGCAACAAGGAAAUUCAGGUCAACAUUCACGACUACAAAAAUGGAAGUUCAACAACUACGAUAGAGACGAACAUGGAUCAUCGGCAGGAGAAAACAAUGCUAAUGAUUUCCUUCGUGCUCCAGGUUCGACCAAGAAUCAUCCUAAUGAUGUCUCAGGUUUGAACAGGGGCAAUGUGGGUGGUGAUGGUUCCCCUCUCUCGGAGGUUGGUCUGGACUGAGUUUCCC